Messenger RNA from Pestalotiopsis fici W106-1, 999 nucleotides. RefSeq lists its product as uncharacterized. The coding region runs from base 1 to 999 and encodes 332 amino acids. Gene Ontology annotation, cellular component: cytosol; nucleus. Lineage: Eukaryota; Fungi; Ascomycota; Sordariomycetes; Amphisphaeriales; Sporocadaceae. The transcript is spliced from 3 exons. Gene Ontology annotation, biological process: protein deubiquitination; endoplasmic reticulum unfolded protein response. Gene Ontology annotation, molecular function: cysteine-type deubiquitinase activity. The record is from RefSeq and is a predicted model, not a curated record.
AUGUCGUUGAAGAUUCGCUACCGCGCUCCUUCCGGGCCAGGCUCUAUCGACCUCGCUGGCGAUGCCACCGUCUCCCAGUUGUUUGAUGCCGUCAAGCAGGCAACGGGCACCGCGAAUAUUGCCAUCAAGUACGGUUGGCCGCCGAGAGCCCUGGAAUUGGACCAAGCCCAUGUGUCGAUUGCAUCCCUCAAUUUACACCGCGAGAGCCUCACUAUCGUUCCCGUAGACGCGGCUGCCCCGACCGAGGCACCUCUCGCUGCACAGCAAGUUGCUCCCACGCCAUCCAUCCCCGCCGGUGCCUCUUUCGAGCAGAAGGACGUAAAAGAUGGGCCCGUGACCGUGAAGAUGACACAGACCGACACCUAUCUCGUCCUGCGAGUGAUGCCCGAUGACAACUCGUGCAUGUUCACCGCCAUUGCCGGAGCGCUUAGGGGCGCCAACUCAGGACUUGAUGGUUCGUCGCCUGAAAAACUCCGGCGCAUAGUCGCCGAUCACAUACUCGCCAAACCGGAUAUUUUCACCAAGGUGGUGCUCGAAAAGGAGCCACGGGCCUACUGCGACAACAUUCUGCGACCAGAUGUAUGGGGCGGGGCUAUUGAGCUCGGUAUCAUUUCCGAAGUCUUCUCGAUUGAGAUUUGCGUCGUCAAUGUCAAGGAGGGGACAAUCAUCAGGUACGGGGAGGACCAGUACGAUCUCCGUUGCGUACUUGUAUGGUCCAAUAUUCACUACGACCGGGUGGCUGAAAUAUUCACCGAGGACCAAGUUGAUGAUUCUUUUGACGUCACGACUUGGAAUUGUCGCGAAAGUGACCACAUUCUCCAGAGCGCUAAAGUCCUCUGCCGGAAGCUCAAAGAUGAGUAUCAUUACUUUACCGACACGAGCGACUUUGUCGUGCGAUGCAACCAGUGCGGCUGGAUUGGCCAAGGUGAAAGGGCCAUCGUCACGCAUUCGGCGAACACUGGCCACGUGGCCAUCGAAGAGAUUCCAGACACGACAUGA